UGUCAUUGGUGUCUUAUAUUUUUCAUAGAAUUUUCAGUUUUCUAAGCUAAAUAACGUAUAAAAUGGCUUAUUUAACUCAGCCAGACUACGUAAAGUAUAUAUGUUCCUGCGGACAACUAAAACCUAUUACUAGUUUAUAUUUCUGUCGGCAUUGCUUAAAAAUACGUUGCGGUUUCUGCAUUUGUCAUGAGGUGGACUCGCACUACUGUGCUAACUGCUUGGAGAACAUGCCAUCAUCAGAAGCUCGACUCAAGAAGAACAGAUGCAGCAGUUGUUUUGACUGUCCCAGCUGUUUCCACACAUUGUCCACUCGGGCUACAAUGGCUCAGCCUCGGCAGGUCGUGCAGGACCCUGCAGCAGGUGGAGACACCAAGGUUGAAAGCAAGCAGCCCAAGAAAAUGUACUACUUGUCCUGCUUCAACUGCAGGUGGACUUCCAGAGAUGUUGGAAUACCAGAUCAGCCUGUUGCGUCAGGUGGUUGGCCGGAGCGUACGAAUCCGCAUGCAGCGCGCGUCAACCAACUGCUGGAAUAUUACAAGGCUAUCGCACUGCAGGAGAAACAAGAGAAGAUUGAAAGAGAGAGAAAGAAAUUCAACAUUAGAGGGAAAUAUAUCACUCUUACUGACAAGACAGGUUUGACGGGUGCGAUGGCACGCAACAUAGCCGGCCUGCCGUCGAGUGAGAGCUCGUCGUCGGCCAUCGCGAGCUUCGUGCCCAGUCAGGCCAAGGAAGAGGUUGAGGAGUUACCUGAGGAUAUAUUCACCAAGGAGGUCAAUCUGAAUCAGAUAACGAGCAUGCCCCAGCGCCUGGCGUCCCCCGAGUGGCAGCCGUCGUCGGUGUCCCGGCUGCACCCGCUGGCCAAGUUGCUGAGCGUCAAGCGCAGUCAGCGCUGCCGGGCCUGCGACCAUAACCUCACCAAGCCGGAGUACAACCCUGGAUCUAUCAAGUUCAAGAUUGAACUACUGGCAUACUACCAUGUACCAGAAGUAAAGAUAAUCUCCCAUGAGCCCGUCAAACCAGGUGGCAAGUCAGCCCUGCUUCUAAAGCUGACCAACCCGACUGGACAUGAGAUGCAGCUGCGACUGCUGCAGCCCGAGGAUAUUCCACCUCCUGAGGAGAAGGAGGAACCCAAGAGUAUCGAGAAGUCGCUCGAACGAUCACUUAACUUAGAGAAGGACACGAGCUCCCUGAAGCCGAUGGAGGUGGUAUGUCCGCCGGCGGCCACGAGCCGCGUGCGCGCGCCGGACGCGACGCUGACGCUGGCGCAGCGCGACGACGCCGCCGAGUACGACGACGACGCGCAACAUGAUACUAACGACAUAAUAAUGUGGCGUAAGUCGAACAAGUUAGCCCUUCGACUGGAAGUGGAGACCGCGGAGGGCGCGGCGGGCGGGGCGGCGGCGGCGGCGCUGGUGGCGCUGCAGUACUCGUACCGCAACACCGUGCCGCCCGCCGCCGCCGCCGCGCAGCCGCGGGACCAUACUCUGUACACCACCGUCUUACUCGACCUGGGCACCGUCAGCUCCAACUAGUACGCAGAUCUCAUCGGUCAGAUUAUUUCCCCUAGAAAAAUGGUAUAAACGCUAUCUAGUAUAAGCAUCAUCAUUGUCUAAUGGACUGAUCAGUUAGUUGAUACAAAUCAAAAUAUGAAUAUUUAUGUUUUAUUCCUAGAGCUCUCUUAUUUACUAACAGAAAGAACAUAUUAAAUUCUUUGUGAAAACAAAACUCACAUAUAUUGAUAUGAUAAAAUAUUAUUUAUAGUAAUAAAGAUGCAAUAACAAUGCUCCUGUGAUCAACGACUAGAAAAAUGCACGAUUAACGAGUGCCCAUUCUUCUUUCAUUUGUGUGAGGCCUUGAUUUAUUAAUAGAAAACAUUUUAAGUUGAUGGUGUGAUAUUGCUUAUUAAAAUAUGGUAGGUACUCGUGACUUUCUAGUCACACACUAUAUCAAUUUCCUUUUCUUCUAAUAUGUAUUUUUAUAACCGAAUUACUUUGAUGUUCGAAUUUAAGUUUAAUUUAUUUGCACCAGAUAAAACUCAAUGUGUUUUCUUUUAUCUUAACAGUUCAAGAUAAUUUGGAAAAAUUACUAUGACACAAAUAGGUCAUCUGAAGUCGGAAAUAAUAAAUAACUAAUAACUCAAUUAUCUAUGUUGUAUGUGAGAAAGAGAAUAAUUUGUAAAUUAUAAUAUUUGCUUCUGACGUUACUGAAAACGAAAUAUUAUGGCUUCCAGUUUUACAAAAACGAAAGUUUGCGUUAGUCUAUCACAUUCUUGACCCAGUAUCUUAAGAUCAAACGAGAUUAGUACUUAAGAUGUUACUAAAACAUAUAAAAAUAUCAGCAGCACUAGCUAGAAGUUACAAAUAUACCAAUUACUAAACGAAUGUAUAUUUUGUAAGAUAAUAUCGAAUAUUUUAUAUUGUACAUGCAUAGAGCAGCUAGGAACAGUCACAUGUGCCUAAACAUUAACUUAGCUUGUUAUUUUUACUUUUAAAAGUGUCGCCCAUGUUAGGGAUUCUCCUAAAAUGGGUGUGAAAUGAAAUUAUUCGUGAAAUUCCAUGAACUUGGAUAUUUUAGUUAGCUAUUUAUUUUUAUAGGCUUUAUUAAGAGGUAAGAUAUUAUUUUAGAAUAAGAUGUUCUCACUACUUAAUAUCUGUGCAUAUAACCAUUAGCUUGAAGUUUGCACGUUUUAUACAUACUGCUACAAGUAUUAUAACAUGUUUGCUGAAAUAAAAUAUUUUCAACAUUA
Molecule: messenger RNA, 2746 nt
Organism: Spodoptera litura
Lineage: Eukaryota; Metazoa; Arthropoda; Insecta; Lepidoptera; Noctuidae
Gene: DCTN4-p62
Product: dynactin subunit 4
Cellular component (GO): dynactin complex
Source: RefSeq, a predicted model, not a curated record